Zychaea mexicana is the source of this 808-nucleotide messenger RNA. RefSeq lists its product as uncharacterized. Lineage: Eukaryota; Fungi; Mucoromycota; Mucoromycetes; Mucorales; Lichtheimiaceae. The coding region runs from base 99 to 743 and encodes 214 amino acids. The record is from RefSeq and is a predicted model, not a curated record. The transcript has 3 exons.
AACUUGAAAAGCGAGAGCUCAAGGAAGGAGAUCCAGAUGUAGAAACCGAAUGCAUCAUUUGUCAGGAUGCAUUUGGUAUUAAAACUGAGCUUAUCAAGAUGCCAUGCAAACAUGAAUAUCACGGCAAGUGUAUCCGUCAUUGGUUGGGAGUUAGCACAACUUGUCCUAUGUGUCGAUCAACAUUACCGGAAGAACGACCUCCACCAUCAGAACAACAACAACAACAACAACAGACAGCCAACAGUGAUCCACUGGGCGGACGAACAUACACGUUCCAAUCACCGGCUGGCACCACAACUGUAGGCGUCUGGGUCGCUGAUCCAAGUACAUUACCUCCUAACCUCCACUAUCCGCAUCACCAUUCGCACCAUCGCCACCAUCAUCCCUUCGACGAUGACGAUGAAUACGACGGCAAUUAUAAUGAUGAAAAUGACUUCCUUGAUGCACUCGAUCAUGUAUUUGAUGACGAUGACGAUGAAAACGAUGACGACCCUUAUUAUGAUGAAGAUGAAGACGGAGAGGAAGAUGAUGAAGACGAGGAUCUCUUGUGGGGCUUGCCACAUCAUCCAAUGAUGCAUGUAUGUCCACAUGGUUAUCCUCGGAUGCCACCAGCAACUCUGCGAGAGAGACCAGCAGCACGACCAGCAGCAUCAUCAGCAACAACUCCACGCACAAAUCAACAAGGGUCGCAGCAACAGCAGCAUGCUUUUCGACAAGUAAAUCCAAUGGAUGAAUUGGAUUAACGCAAAACAUACGCUAAGCACAAAAUUAUCGAGCGGGACUCAGCAGGUUAUAGAGCUAUAGCAAG